Nannizzia gypsea CBS 118893 is the source of this 1404-nucleotide messenger RNA. Its product is annotated as Alg7p. Lineage: Eukaryota; Fungi; Ascomycota; Eurotiomycetes; Onygenales; Arthrodermataceae. The coding region runs from base 1 to 1404 and encodes 467 amino acids. Gene Ontology annotation, cellular component: membrane. The transcript has 3 exons. Gene Ontology annotation, molecular function: UDP-N-acetylglucosamine-dolichyl-phosphate N-acetylglucosaminephosphotransferase activity. The record is from RefSeq and is a predicted model, not a curated record. Gene Ontology annotation, biological process: dolichol-linked oligosaccharide biosynthetic process; protein N-linked glycosylation.
AUGACAGUUACUCUCAGUCGGAGGGAGACAUGGAGUCUCAUCGCACUGUCGAUGGGCUGCUCGGCCGUCCUGGUAAAGAACGCCCUGCAAGAUGGAGAGCCCCUAGUGGCUUCACUCGCAUUAUCUGGCAUUGCAUUUGCUGCCAGCUUUAGCCUUAUUAGAUGGCUAGGAGAUGUGUUUAUGAAAGCUGGGCUGAAAGGAAAGGAUAUGUCGAAGCUCAAGAAGAUAGAGAUACCAGAGACCAUGGGCGCAGUUGUGGCAGUUGUUUACAUUCUAGCUCUUAUCAUAUUUAUUCCAUUCCCAUUUUACAAAGAGCUUGUAGCCGCAACGUCAGGUGGAGGAAAUCGUGAUAUAUCAUUGCCAGUUGUUCAUGUGGAAACUGGUCGCUUUCUUCACAAGUUUCCUCAUAACAAGCUCGCAACCUAUCUUUCUGGCCUACUUUCGCUCCAGUCAAUAGUGAUACUAGGAAUUGGUGACGAUCUGUUGGACAUUCGGUGGCGGCAUAAGUUUUUUAUUCCAGCCUUUGCCGCAGUACCGAUGCUAAUCGUCUACUUUGUCGACUUCGGGGUGACACAUGUCAUAGUGCCAGUCGCCCUCCAAGGCUAUCUGGGACCGUCUCUAGACCUAGGCUGGCUGUACUAUGUUUAUAUGGCUGCAGUUGCGAUCUUCUGCCCCAAUAGCAUCAAUAUGCUGGCUGGAAUCAACGGAAUUGAGGUUUCACAGUCAAUAGCCAUAGCUUGUCUGUUGAUAACCAAUGAUGCCCUGUUCUUGUCGCCGUUCACUCCAUACCCACACCCAGCCACGGAAUCCCACCUUUUCUCCAUCUACCUACUGCUGCCAUUCAUUGCUGUUUCACUAGCAUUAUGGUGGCACAACUGGUAUCCCGCUAAAGUAUUUGUCGGGGAUACAUACUGCUACUUUGCCGGUAUGGUUUUCGCCGUCGUUGGAAUAUUAGGCCACUUCAGCAAAACCCUGUUGUUGCUAUUUGUGCCUCAGAUUUUCAACUUCUUGUACUCCACACCACAACUAUUUCACUUAAUUCCUUGCCCACGGCACCGGCUGCCAAAGUUCAACCCCCGAACUGGGCUCAUGGAGCCAUCCGUUACCGAGUGGACUCGCCCUCCCCCCGCAAUCAUUGCAGCCGGCCUGGAUCUGCUGGAUAAACUUUAUCUCAUAAGGGUGAAAAGGAACGAGGAAGGUAAUAUUGCUGAGACAACAAACUUGACCUUACUUAACCUCUGGUUACUUUGGUUUGGGCCGCUGCGGGAGGAUAAGCUGGCGAUGCAUAUAGUUGGCCUCCAGCUUCUCUGCGGCGUGGCUGCGCUGCUUGUCCGCCACAAACUUGCCUUGUUAGUGUUUAGAGCGGAUAACCGCGGACCCGGAUUUGAACAUAGCUUUGCAUAG